Messenger RNA from Cololabis saira (Pacific saury), 840 nucleotides. RefSeq names its product protein B4. Gene Ontology annotation, molecular function: DNA binding; structural constituent of chromatin. The transcript is spliced from 5 exons. Gene Ontology annotation, biological process: nucleosome assembly. Gene Ontology annotation, cellular component: nucleosome. Bases 1 to 840 code for a protein of 279 amino acids. Lineage: Eukaryota; Metazoa; Chordata; Actinopteri; Beloniformes; Belonidae. The record is from RefSeq and is a predicted model, not a curated record.
AUGCCUCCCAAAAAAACAGAAGCGGACUCGCCUGAUGCUCCUCAAUCGCCUGAUACACCUGUGGAGAAGAUGGCUGAGAAAGAAGGUGCGGCAGCAGUGAGAAAACCUGCAACUCAUCCGUCCACGGCGAUCAUGGUGGGAGAGGCCCUUAAAGAACUCGACUCUCGAAAAGGGGUGUCUAACCAGGCGAUACAGGGCUACAUUAAACAAAAAUACCCCGAAAUGGACCCGGCUAGGCUGAAAAGCCUGGUCCGCAAAGCCCUGAUAAAGGGGUUGGAGUCUGGCACGAUGGUGAGACCUGCCAACGCCGCCGACACCAUCAGCGCAGUGGGGAAGUUCAGGCUUGCACCAAAAGUCAAAGAGUCGAAGCCAAAAACUGAAAAUGUGGAUCCCAAUGUUGGCAAAGUUCCCAAGGAUGGCGUGAAGAAGCCCAAAACGGCAGGAGUAAGUAAGAAGAAAAGCUCUGCAGAUGCUGAUGCGAAGAUUUCAAAGCCUCUCAAAAAGUCCAAGAAAGAGUCUGCUCCAGCAGAGCCCGGUCCAGAAGAGCCCGCUCCGGCAGAGCCCGGUCCCUCAAAGUCUGCUCCACCAAAGAGGCCAAAAGCUAAAAAAGCUGAAGUGCAGGAGGGUGAUGAAGGAAGUUCUGAUGCAACUAAAACUAAAACCAAAGUUGCAAAGACUGUAAAGGAACCUAAGAGCAAAGUUGCUAAGGAAGGCAGUGAUGGAACUAAAACUAAAACCAAAGUUGCAAAGACUGUAAAGGAACCUCAGAGCGAAGUUGCUAAGGAAGAUGAUGAUGGAUCUUCGUCUAAAGCAACUAGCAAACGAGGGAAGAAGACUUAA